UGCUGGCCUUUCCCCCCGCAUUGUGCUUGUAAGGAUGUGGAUAACUGUAGGAAGGGCGACAUAGUGCGAAGGAGAGAAGAAUGCCGGCUAGUUAGAACCCAAGUGGCAGAUACACCGCCUUUCUGAUGAACAUGGACGACCUAGCGUGUACUUUGGGGAAAGCGCAUCACGAGCGCUUUGGGAGAAGACAUUACGCCUGUCACCUGUAAUUCUUGCUUCGACGCACACGAACUCAAGGUCUGCACAUCCUGACUUCUGCAUCGCACCGUUAAUUUCAAGUGAAAGAAUGGAUGAGUAACAAAUGGCAGAACUUGAGGAAGUUUUUCUUUCUUCUAAAAAAAAAAAAAAAAAAAAAGGCAGAUGGUGUUUUGAACACAGUUGCCAUAGAACAUGAAAGCAUAAGAGUUCCGGCUGUUUGAGGGAGAAAAAAAAGAAGUUGAUUUUUUAAAUUGUGAAAAUUAGUUUGAGAGUCUCCCAGGAGCUUAAUGAAAAAAGCGUUGAGAAAUGGGAGUGAACUGCGAGAUAGGGUUUGUGUAACAAGCACCUCAAACCACAGAAGUCACAUGGGUUCUUUCUGCUUUGCUCCUUUCGAUGACUUGUCAGAGGCUGUACUUGCAGCUUCCCCCAUUCUGCAAGGCCACUCCACCAUGUACUAGCUGGGCUAAUCUUGAGUCACAAUGUCUUUACAAAGGCUCAUGCAACAGAACAGCAAUGCCAAUUUGGUGGACUUCUGCGCUGGUCCAGCGUACAGUUCUUACCCCACACUCACGGGCAGCCUUUCCAGGGAUGAUAAUCGAAGGAUUCAAACGCUGGCAGACACUGUGGCUACUCUGCCUCGGGGGCGAAAGCAGCUUGCUUUGACUAGAUCAAGUUCUUUAGGUGAUUUUUCCUGGUCUCAAAGAAAGCUUGUUACUGUGGAAAAGCAGGAUAAUGGAACAUUUGGAUUUGAAAUUCAGACAUACAGGUUCCAGAACCAGAAUGCUUGGUCCUCAGAAAUGUGCACUCUGAUCUGCAAAAUACAGGAUGACAGCCCUGCUCACUAUGCCGGUCUGCAAGCUGGUGAUGUUCUUAUGAAUAUCAAUGGUGUGAGCACUGAAGGCUUUACCCACAAACAAGUGGUUGACCUGAUCAGAUCGUCAGGAAACCUGCUAACGAUAGAGACUCUUAAUGGGACAAUGAUUCUCAAAAGAUCAGAGCUUGAAGCAAAGCUGCAGGAUUUAAAGCAAACCUUGAAGAAAAAAUGUGUGGAGUUCAGAUCUCUGCAAUUACAGGAACAGCGCCUGCUUCACGGUGACACAGCUACCUGCCUAAAUUCGGAAAACAUGGACUUGGAUGAAUUAUCUUUGUUUGGAAGCCUGCCUGGGCCAGGCCCUGCCCUCAUGGACCGGGACCGAUUGUCCAGUGAGAGCAGCUUUAAGAGCUGGCCAAGCUCCAUGACGGUGGACAGCGAGGACGGCUACCAGACUUGCAUGUCGGAGGACUCCAGUAGGGGCGCCUUCAGCCGGCAGACAAGCACGGACGACGAGUGCUUUGUCCCCAAGGAUGGCGACGAUCUUCUGAGGCGGUCUUCUUCAAGGAGGAACCGCAGUGUCAGUACCGCCAGCAGCGGAUCCAUGUCUCCCUUGUGGGAGGGCAACUUCUCAAGCAUGUUUGGGACCCUGCCCCGGAAGAAUAGAAGGGGAAGUGUCCGGAAGCAACUCUUGAAAUUCAUCCCUGGCCUUCAUCGGCCUGUGGAAGAGGAAGAGAGUCGCUUUUGAGGGGUUGUGGUGCCCUUUUUUAAUUUCACAGAUAUCUUUACAGUGCGGCAGAGCGACUCCAUCCAGCUUGGUGGGGAAAUUCAGAUAGACUGUGAAACUGACAUACCAUUUGACAGCAGAAGUGAGUUAUAAGUUUUUAUAUCAUUUUUUUUCCUUAAAUCAUUUUCCAACCAGAAAAGCUCAAGUUCUAAGCUGACAUGAGGGAAAUUAAAUAAUAAGUUAGAUAACAUAAUGAAUUAAUGCAAAUAGCUGCUUAUUCUAAUGCUACAGUGAAAGCAAGAGUCAUAUUUAUUUUAUAGAUUAUCUUUGUGAAAAAUUGAAAUUUUUUUGGAGUCAAAUGUGAAUAGGGAGUGAUAGAAUAUAAUUAUCUAGUCUAACUUCCAUAGGUUAAUUGGUCGGUUUUGUAACUUUGUCUGCUUAAGCUCGGUCACCUCUAGGAGGCUUAACCUUAGCCAACUUUGAAUGUUCCUGUUCAAAUCCCUGAAAGAUGAUUAAUAAAGAUGACCAUCAGUCUCUUCUCACGCCUGUAGUGACAAUACUUCAGAAAGUAUAAGAUUCAAUAGGAGGGAUUAAACUAACUCUAGAACCAUGGAAAGAUGUUGUCUGAGAUAGAUACUGAGGAAGAUUAUAUUUUUUUAAUAAGUGGUCUAAACAAAAUUGGUGGGAAUGCUAUUAUUCUUGCCAGAUUCAAUUUUUAUUUUGCUUAAGCAUUGAUAGCAAGUCUAUUUUUCUCAGAAUUUUAAAUUUUGUAAUUAUUACUCUUACUGUCUUCGCUACAAAUGUCUGAAGUCCAAAAAGUGAGAGGCUGAAAAAGACUCCUUUUGUAGAUUUUUUUUUUACAUUACUCCUCAAUUUAUAUUACAUAUUCCAGAUAAUUAUCACCUCAGCAUUCUUUUGCCUGUUAUGUUGGAAUCUCAUUACUUCUAGCCUUUCAAUUAUGCUUUAUUCGGUAUCCACCAAAGUCUGCUCAUUACCAGUAUUCUAGAGUAGACAAUCUGGGCUAUGUAAUAAUAGUCCUUACUGAUUUUAAGCUGCAUUGGCAUACAUAUGUGUGUGUGCAUAUUUGGGAGAUAUACAGAGGGACGACUUUGAGUGAAACUGAAACACUUAAUGUAAACUUCUGACUAAUCUAAGUAAUGACUCCUUUGAGAAACAAGAGGGUAGGGCAAAGAAGAAAGAAAUAAUAACAUAUAAACAAAGUUAUAGUUGGGAUCUGCUUUCAAUUAGUUUUAUAAGAUCAGGAACAUCCAUUGGGCUCGGUAUAGAGGCAUUCAGAUGAAGGGCCACAGGUAGAACCCUUCAGGAAUGAUACAAUCUUGUCUACCAUUUCCUGAAUGCCUUGUAGGCUGAAGGCACUUUGCAGAAGUCCCCACAACAACGCUAUAAAUGUGUAAGGCACAUAGAACAAGAAGGAAGAAGUUGAGAGACAGUCCCAUGGUCACAGGGCUAGACAGUGGCAAGGCUGAAAAACACCUGCUCUUUCUGACUUUAGCCUAUCCUCUUAGUCUCUGGAUUGGCUGGCUCUGUGUGGUUAUUACUCUAGUACUUUUUAUUCUCCUCAGACAAGAAUACUUAAAAUGCACAAUUGUAUAUACUAUAGAAGCAAGUAUACUGUCCUUGGUAAAAAGGAAAACAAGCAGACAUUAAAGGUGACUGACUCUCUUGGCUUUCACAAUCAAGUUUUGUGAUAUAAGGACAGGAAUACCUGUGUGGGUAGCCCAGCAUUUAUUUUCAAUAAGCGCUUGAAAACCUGUUAUGAUUCCAUUGGUUUUACUCAUUUUUCAUCAUUGUCUAGCAUUAUCAUAUCAAAGAUCUGCUUAAGUGAAUGCAGCAUUUCCUGUUAAUUCUAUUUUUAGAAGUUCAAAGAAUAGAAAUAUCCCAUUUAUUUGAGGAAAGAUAACCUUAAAGUCUUCUACAGUGUGAAAAAAAUAUUUCAAGAACUUUCACAGGUGAUCUGGGAAAGCAGACCACAGUUCAUUUGCUUUUCUUGUGGCUUUAACACAGACAUAUAAUACUUCCGUAUGACAGUAAACAGCAUACGGGAAGGGACAGAACAAGAAUCCCUUUAGACUAUAAUAAGAAUUAGAGUCAAGAGUUAGCUAUGUUGUGGGAAGAAAGAAAAGCACUUGUUAACUAAGUACAGGAAGGAAGGGUAUGUUAUGCUUUUUUAGUGUUUAUAAGCUGGAAAAAAAAAAAAAAACCCUAGCUUUUGUUUAGUGGAAAUGAAAGUCAAUUUCUCACAGCAGAGCUUUUCACACUGAGGCUGAUUUCAAUGGAGCUUAAAAAGAAUGAUCUGGAACAUAGUGGUUGAUAUUGAUGUAAUUUAUUAGGAAAGUAAUUGAAAAUAUUUUUUGUUUUGCUUUAUUUUCCCCCAAAGUUGUCAAAUAUAUAAUAUCACUGAUUACAGUAAUUGACAAUUUGUUAUUAAAAUGCAUUUUUCAAGAAUGGCAUUUGAUAAACCAAAUUUAAAUAAAGCAUGUUAAGGAUUACUUUAUCAUAUGGUUGAAAGAACCAAUCCAUGUCAAACAGACUGAAAAUAUAUUUUUUGAAAAAAACUUCUAUCCAUCACUUUCUAUUUUUGGAUACCUUUAUAUUUUAGGCACUUAAUACAAACUAUUAAAAUCCCAGUUUCAAUCGAAGAAAUCAAACUCUGGCAUAGUUUUUGUGUAUUGAUCAUAAAGUAUAAGUAUUUAUGAAUGUACAUAAACUAUAAAUAACACAUAAUUGUAUUAAGCACUUCAGAUCAUAAAAGUAUUGUUACUUUAUGGGUUAUAAAAUAAAAAUAUGAUACCUUUCUGAAAUAAA
Tupaia belangeri chinensis (Chinese tree shrew) is the source of this 4562-nucleotide messenger RNA. It is a transcript of the gene CYTIP, whose product is annotated as cytohesin 1 interacting protein. Gene Ontology annotation, molecular function: protein binding. NCBI's taxonomy places the organism in Eukaryota, Metazoa, Chordata, Mammalia, Scandentia, Tupaiidae. Bases 678 to 1757 code for a protein of 359 amino acids. The transcript is spliced from 8 exons. The record is from RefSeq and is a predicted model, not a curated record. Gene Ontology annotation, biological process: regulation of cell adhesion. Gene Ontology annotation, cellular component: cell cortex.